ACCGAUGGCAUUUCGUUGACUUUAUCAUGCCAUAAGUACGGCACUCUUCCGUUGCAGAAAUUCGUGCUGAAUGCGUCGCUUUCGUCAGAAACUUUUAGGUUGCCGCCGGUAUAUUCUGAGAGGAUUCCGUGUACUCUCGAAGCAAGGUCGAAAAAUCCCGAGGAAUCGAAUCUCACCGUUGCUGGGUCAACUUCUCAAAUCCUGUUCAAACUUGUAGACGAAUUCAUGUGUCCUCAUCCUAUGGGCUUGAAAUUCUAUCCUUUAAUCGUUCCUCUUGGAGAAGACGGUUUAGAAAAUGGUCAAUUCCGACUGACAUGGACUGUUCCGGCAGUAGGCACAGAUUUCAAACCGUUUCCAGGAUCUGACUUGGCAGAAAACGGAUAUGACGAAGAACGAAAAGAAGCCUUCAGUCCAUGGACCCGAGCA
Molecule: messenger RNA, 426 nt
Organism: Notodromas monacha
Lineage: Eukaryota; Metazoa; Arthropoda; Ostracoda; Podocopida; Cyprididae
Source: the annotation of a GenBank genome assembly